This is a messenger RNA of Rhizophagus irregularis DAOM 181602=DAOM 197198, 885 nucleotides long. NCBI's taxonomy places the organism in Eukaryota, Fungi, Glomeromycota, Glomeromycetes, Glomerales, Glomeraceae. The record is from RefSeq and is a predicted model, not a curated record.
AAAAAGAUUUUUUCUUUUUUAUUAGUCUUAUUCAUUAUUAUAAUAAGUUUUGCACAUGCAUUUUAUAUUUUAUUAUCACCAAAAUCUAAAUUUUCACUUGAUCAAUAUAAUACAAAUAGUAAUGAUGAUCCAAAUAAUCCUUGGAAUUUAGCUCCUAGUUAUAGUCAAGUUGAUAAUAAUGGAAAUAUAAAUUCCAAUCCACUUAUGAUGAUUCAAAUUCCUGAUGGAAAUACAAACAUGUUUAUAGAUAUUAAAACUUCCCUUUUUGCUAUAUAUUUAUUUUUAAUAGGUGAUUCAAGUGCAUUAUCCAAUUGGACGUAUACAGAAAAUCCAUCAAUUUCAGUAUUGAUUGUUUUGUUUUCCCUUUUAGUUGUUGUAUAUCUUAUGAACUUGUUAAUUGGAUUACUCAAUAUAGCAAUUGAAGAAGAUAAUAAUAGAGUCUCAUAUUUGAUGCAAAAGGCAGAGAUUUUGGCUGAGAUUGAGUUAUUUUACCUAUUACCACAUCAGAAACGUUGGCAUACAUGGUUUCCUGAAGUAAUACAUUAUUAUGCCGAUGUUGAUAAAGCUCGAGUAGAAAUUAAAAGAUUGAUUAAAGAGGGUGAAUGGGAUACUAAGGAAUUCACAGAGUUGCGGAAAAAUUUAUUCGAAGUACUUCAAAUUGAAUAUAAUUCUAUUGACAAUGAGGCAAUAUUGGAGCAAUUAAAAAUUGACAAUGAGGUAAUAUUGGAGAAAUUAAAAUCUCAUGAGAAAUUAUUGAAAGAAAAUAAUAAUGAGUUGGAGAAAUUAAAAUCUCAUGAUGAAAAAUUAGAUAAAUUAGAUAAAUUAGAUAAAUUAGAUAAAUUAGAGGAAUUAGAGAAAUUAUUGAAAGAAAUACGCGCAAAAUAA